UAAAAUAGUUCCGAAUCACGGAAUCUUGGGCUGAGCGAGAACGGCAGCACUACUAAGUACUAAUUGGUACCAAUAGCGUCUAUAAAGGGACUCCAGUUCAUAGUCGAGUAGAUUCCUUGCGUUCACCUCAUUCAAGACCACAUUCACCUCGCCUCAGCCAUUUCAUUCUGAUUGUAAGUGUCUCUUUCUACUGGAAACUAAGUAAUUUCAAAGGUCUUUAAAUGACCAGCCUCCUCUUGUGUUUUUCUUGACCAGUUACAGAACAUGAUGCACAGAGCCUUUUACUCUGUCUUGUUCUGUUCAUAUUAUACUAGAAUCCUUCACUACCCAUGUAAAUGAUGCACAGACACAACGGUUGAUGCACUGGCAGAUGGCCAUGUCAUCUUGGAAAAAGGUUGCUAAACUUCGACAAACGCCACAUCGAGAAAGACACCAGCCGGAAGAGCGCUCUAAUUUAGGUCUCUUACACAAACAGAAGGACUACCAGGCUCGAGCUAAGAAUGCAAACGAGAAAAAACGAGCUUUGAAGCUGUUGCAUCGAAAAGCUUUAGACAAAAAUCCAGAUGAGUUUUACUUCCAUAUGAUAAACUCAAAGGUUCAAGAUGGCGAACACAUCGAAUUCAGUAAGGAUAAUGAGUACACAGAUGAACAGAUCAAACUGAUGCAAACCAGGGACAUCAAAUAUAUCAACAUGCAGCGAACUAUUGAGCACAAGAAAGUGAACAGGUUAAAAAGGGAAAUGCACCUGUUGGAUGCUGCUGAGAGAAUUCCUAACCACCACCUAUUCUUCAUCGAUGAUGAUAAAGAAAGGAAAAAUUUUGAUCCUGUCAAACAUCUCGGCACACACCCAGAUCUCUUAGGACGAAAAACAAAUCGACCACGACUCUUAAACUUAAAUGCUGUUAACUUACCAGACAUGAACAUAGAGGCUGUAAAAGCUGCUGCCAAAGUGAGGAACAAAAAAUACUCAGUUUUAAAUAGGCACAUGGUCCGAGAAAAACAGUUGUCAAUUGUUCAACGCAAAUUAGAGCUCAAAAGGCAUCUUUUGAGUCAGAAAGGCGUCAAAAAAGAAAGAAUCCAGCCUGCUGCUAAAGACGCUCCACCUGUUUACAAGUGGAAGUUCCAGCGAAAAAGAUAGCCGUGGUUUUAAACUUCUCCACAUAUCUGUGAUUUCCUUCAGUUUCUCUUUAUUAUUUUAUUACACAUUAUUAUUAAUUAA
This is a messenger RNA of Bemisia tabaci, 1219 nucleotides long. RefSeq names its product probable U3 small nucleolar RNA-associated protein 11. Gene Ontology annotation, biological process: rRNA processing. Lineage: Eukaryota; Metazoa; Arthropoda; Insecta; Hemiptera; Aleyrodidae. Gene Ontology annotation, cellular component: small-subunit processome; nucleolus. The record is from RefSeq and is a predicted model, not a curated record.